Columba livia (rock pigeon) is the source of this 6094-nucleotide messenger RNA. It is a transcript of the gene ADRA1D, whose product is annotated as adrenoceptor alpha 1D. Gene Ontology annotation, molecular function: alpha1-adrenergic receptor activity. The transcript has 2 exons. Lineage: Eukaryota; Metazoa; Chordata; Aves; Columbiformes; Columbidae. The record is from RefSeq and is a predicted model, not a curated record. Gene Ontology annotation, biological process: phospholipase C-activating G protein-coupled receptor signaling pathway; adenylate cyclase-activating adrenergic receptor signaling pathway; cell-cell signaling. Gene Ontology annotation, cellular component: plasma membrane. Bases 497 to 2032 code for a protein of 511 amino acids.
GCCGCCGCCUACUCCUCCUCCUCCUCCUCCUCCUCCUCCGGCCGGCACCUGACGCGCGGGGCUCCCGACAUCCCCCCCCGGCCCGUCCCUCCCGUCCCUCCCUCCCCUCGCCUCUCCCGGAGCUCUCCCGUGCAAGCGGGAAGACGAGCGGAACCGCCGAGCGCUGCCGGCGCUGCCCAGCGCAGCCCCCCGGAGCAUGCGAGGGCAGCGGGGGGGCACCGACCUCGCUGCCCCCCCGGGGCUGAGCGGCGGCGAGAGCCGGUGGUGGGGAGGGGGGCAGAACGACCGGACAGUGUGAAGAGGGCUGGGAGGGGGGACGAGGAGCAGCGCAUCCUCCAUCCCGGCUGGGGGGACUGAGCCGUUCCCCAGGGCGGUGGUGCUGGGGAAAACGAGGUGCUGAGCGAGUUUUGGAGGGGGCUGCGGGGAUCAUGCCGAGGGGGCUGUGCCUCGGCAUCGCUUUCUCCUCGCCCUCCAUGGAGCCCGGACCUUUUCUACAAUGACUUUCCCUGAGCUGAGCAAUGGCAGCUUGAGUGGGAACCGGACGGGACAGGGAAGCCAGAGCGGUGCCAAUCGGUCCUGGGGACUGCAAGGUGAGGAGACCCCCGAGGGCAAUGGCACCACGCUGACUUUCGCCUUGGACGUGCAGGCGGUGGGCGUCGGGGUCUUCCUGGCCAUCUUCAUCCUCUCAGCCAUCGUGGGGAACAUCCUCGUCAUCCUCUCGGUGGCUUGCAACCGGCACCUGCAGACAGUCACCAACUACUUCAUCGUCAACCUGGCCAUUGCUGACCUGCUGCUCAGCACCACUGUGCUGCCCUUCUCAGCCACUUUGGAGGUGCUGGGCUUCUGGGUGUUUGGGCGCAUCUUCUGCAACAUCUGGGCAGCUGUGGAUGUGCUGUGCUGCUCUGCCUCCAUUAUGAGCCUCUGUAUCAUCUCUGUGGACAGGUAUAUCGGUGUCAAGUACUCCAUCAAGUACCCCACAAUCAUGACUGAGAGGAAGGCGGGGGUCAUCCUCGUGGUGGUCUGGCUCUCGUCCAUGGUCAUCUCCAUUGGGCCACUGCUGGGAUGGAAGGAACCACCACCGCCGGAUGAGAGCAUCUGUAGCAUCACAGAGGAGCCAGGCUAUGCCCUGUUCUCCUCCCUCUUCUCCUUCUACUUGCCCCUCAUGGUCAUCCUGGUGAUGUACUUCAGGAUCUACGUGGUGGCCAGACGGACCACCCAGAGCUUGGAGGCAGGGGUCAAGAAGGAGAGGAAUAAAUCCAUGGAAGUGGUACUACGUAUCCACUGCCGCAGCGUGCUGGAGGACCCACUCUCCAGCACCCGGAGCAAGGGACACAACUUCAGAAGCUCCCUCUCCGUGAGGCUCCUCAAGUUCUCCCGUGAGAAAAAAGCAGCCAAGACUCUCGCCAUCGUUGUGGGUGUUUUCAUCCUCUGCUGGUUCCCCUUCUUCUUCGUCCUACCUUUUGGUUCUUUUUUCCCAUCUCUGAAGCCCUCUGAAAUGGUCUUCAAGGUCAUCUUCUGGCUGGGAUACUUCAACAGCUGCGUGAACCCCAUCAUCUACCCAUGCUCCAGCAAAGAGUUCAAGCGAGCUUUCAUCAGGCUGCUCAAGUGCCAAUGCCACCGGAGAAGACGGCCCAUCUGGCGUGUCUAUGACCACCACUGGCGAGGGGCCUCCGUGAACAGCUCAAUGCAAGACUCUGAGACAGACCUGAGGCCCAGGAUUAACACCCUGAACAGCUCAUUCAUAUUUAACUCCUCAUUGCAGGAGAGGGCCAGUAAGAGGCGAACACUCAGCUUCAAGGGCUGGAAAAUGCUCACUCCUUUCCAGAAACCAGCAUCCACUCAGCUGAAGGAGAAGAUGAACAGCCUUUCUAAUAAAAUCCGGGGUGGUUCCAGUAAAGGGGGGGCUACAGCCACCUACAAAACAGAGGUGGAGUCUGUUUCUAUCGGGAUCCCUCAUGACUUCGUGGAAACCAUUGACUAUCAAACCCAUGACUUAACAGACUGCUGCGGGCUGCGAGAAACAGAUAUUUGAAGCCAUUGGGACAGCUGUCGGUGGUUUCUUUAGAGGUAUCAUCUAGCAGAAACAUGAAGGGAUACCAUCUGUGGGUCUGUCAGGCAGACUGGAAGCAGCAAUCAGGUAUAAAAUGCAGUUGCCCAAAGGUUAUACAAGCAUCCUCCAUGCAGAGGUCAGCCCCUUCUCCAGGAUUAUGGGUUCCUCAAAAAAGAGCCAAUGGUGUAUCCCAUUUCAAUGAGCUGCAGCAAGAGGGGAAGGUGUGGGGUGGAUAUGUGGAUGUGGCCCAGUGAAAAGAGUUGUUUCCUCCAGUGGAUGGUUAUCUUUGACUUUGGAAGAAUCCGUGCAGUUAAGGGAAACCAGCAUGUCUCCUUUGCCUUAAAAACACCACUGCAAAAUCUAAUGGAAAGAUCAAACCCAGAAAGAUGCCAACCCUGCCUUAGUCCAUGUGAUCAUGUUUCCAUCCAGAGGCAGCACCCAGAAAGGAUGUUGCUGAGCAGUAACUGGCAGCUUAUCCUUCAGAUAAUGGGUUGGGAGCUUGUAGGUCCACAGGGCUGGGCGGGACCUCCAGCCGAGGCCUUUGCUCCUUUGCUUUGGAGGGUGAGCAGACUGCGGUAUUCCCAAGCAGGGUGGCGGGAUCCUGGCUCUCAGCCACCAUGUCUGCAGUGACCACAGCUUUUCCCCUUCCAUGUAAUCCAGUUUCAGGCCAGACAAGCAGUCCAGGUGUAUACGCUGAUGCCAAUGGGUGUGCAGGUCUCUCUUCUUUAAUUCCAACCUGUGACGCAUUUCUCAUUUCACUUUCCAGUGAAACACUUGCAACUCGCCUUGCUCUAGUGUGCAACCCUCUACAACAGAGAAAGCAGCUCCUUUUGGUGUCAGUUAUCCCCAGCCUUUUCUGUCCCCUUCUUGCUCUUGUUGUCUCUCUCAAACAACAUGGAAUAAAGAUGAAUCCUAGGGGCUGUGCUCAGGUCCGCAGUCAGCCUUCGCUGUGGCUCAGGAAAGGUGACCCAUUUCUACUACCCAUAGAGUCAAAGCUAAAACUAAUGUGAGGUUCAGUUGGAACCCCUUCGUGCAGAUGGAUCUGCUCCCCAGUCAGGGUCAUGCUCAUAGCUCUUCUCCCAGGUGGCUUUCCACACACCUGAUACAUCAAAACCUUUGGUAGCUAUGAACAACUGUCCUUGGUUAUGUCUGCUAACAUAGUAAAGCAAUGUCGAUAAGGAGGUUUUUUUGCCCUUCUCACCACCCCAGAAUGUGAGCUCCCCUCAGGAGGGCACGGUGGCCACCUCUGGGGACUGCAGGGAGGUUGGCCAUGUUUUUCAGACACUGGUUUAUCAAAUUUCAGAGAGAGAAUGAGACACAGAGCAAUAUCAUUAGAUCAGUCACUGGGCAGAUCCAGGACACAUGUAGACGAUAGAGGCAAAGUCUGGAUCUGAGAUGCAGUAUCUCAAGCCAGGUGAGUGAAGAACAGGAACAUGAAAUCGAAGGGUGGAGACAUGACACUGAAUAUGUGUUGAAUGGAAACUCAUCCACACCAGCACUGUCCCUCAGACCCAUUAGGAGCCAUUCACUAAAGUACCUCCAGCACAUCCAACUAGUCCUCUAAAGGAGGGCUAUCAAAGGAGACUAAAGGCUCCUAGGCAUAGCAAAGAAAAUGUCACCUUUCUUUCUGCUGUUCAUCUGCUUAAAAGGAAAUCAGAACAGAGAAGCUGUACUUCUUUUAUUUUUUACUUUUUUUGUACAGUGCAUACUGAGACACAAUUUCUAGAGUUGGCCCGUCUCAACACCCUUAACACCCUUCCGCCCUUUACUCAAUGCAAGACCCUGAACUGGAUGAAUUACUGCACUAAGACCUCCAGAUUUUGUCCAAAUAUUUUACUCCCAGCGAUGAACCCCACCAAGGCACAUGGGGAGCAUUGCGCUGGCAUUGAACCCAGACUCAUUACUGUCUGCAAAAUCAGCUAGACAUUGCCAGCCUUAGAAGUUCAGCCCUACCAAAGCAAGGGUCCAAUACCCCAUGGGAAUCUCUGUGGGGAAAUGCACCUUUUUUUUCCCCAUUUCUUGGCCUUGAAGGGAAGUCAGACCCUACAGUGAUGAUGGGGUGACACAGAAAGUCAUUUUAAGGACUGCAGCUGCCACUUGUUUCCUGGGUGGUUUUGGGAUCGCGAUGGGAAAGCACACUGAUGGCACUGGGGACAUAGCAGAGAAGGCAUCAGGGAGAAGGCAGUCACUGAAGAACCAAGGUGUCCAGAAGGUCAAGGUGAAAGUAUUACUACUCCUGCAUCCCGCCCAUCUCUCAGGAUGCGUGUACACACAUGCCACUGGCUAAGGGAGUAAAUGCACACAGUUGUGCAUUUUUGGCCCCUGUUAUGGUGAUGUUGUUUUGCAGGUCUAACACAUGCAAGUGUAUAAUUCAAGUGAUUAAGGGACACAGUUUGGGAUGAGCUUGUACACUUAUAAUCAGAAGUGAAAGUCUAGUCCAGGGGGGAGAGGGACAUUUGCCAUUAAAUGUUCAUUGGUGCUCAGGAGCAGAUUUAUCUCAUAACUCUCCACAGCAAGAGGCCCAUAACACAUGGUAACGUGUGCAUCCAUGACCAUGCAGAUACAAAUAUACAUUUUACUACAUUUAGCUAUAUAAAUGUCAUUUCCAAAAUGGCAGACAUUCUCCUAUAAAUGGAGACUUUGCAGGGGCUUUUAGCAAUUACUGGCAAGCAGUUUAUUUCCAUGAAUGAGUAGACAUUAUUGCUUACACUUUUCCCUGAUCACAGAAUCAUAGAAUGGUUUGGAUUAGAAGGGACCUUGAAAAGCAUCUAGUUCCAACUCUCUGCCAUGGGCAGGGACACCUUCCACCAGACCAGGUUUCUCAAAGCCCUGUCCAACCUGGCCUUGAACACUUCCAGGGAUGGGGCAUCCAGAAAUUCUUCAGGCAACAUGUUCCUGUGCCCAACCACCCUCAUGAUGAAGAAUUUCUUCCUUGUACCUUAACUAAUCUAUACAUCUUUCUUUUAUUCCAAUUUUGAAAUAUUUACAGCCUCCAGCCCCUUCAAAGAAUCCAGAAGGGUAAAAAAGGUUAGUCUGCAGGUUUACUGCCUCUCUAUCCCAAUUCUUUACAGACCUGUGGGGGAGAAAAUGAGGAUAAAGUCUGUUUAAGCACACAUAUGCAUACAGAGAAAUUCCCGAAUUCUGGCUCAUUUACUUUCCUCUGUUGCAGCUGCACCUGUGAUUCAUCAGGCCCUGAGAAAUACCCUAGAAGGGGCUGGAGGGAAGGAAGUCUUGAGCUCUGCUGUGCUGCAUUCAGGCAAAUUAUUUGCUUCUCACCUGAGGGAGGGCCCCUCUUUCAUUUAGCAUCUUGCAUCAGAAGAGGCAAUGCCAGGCCUGGUCUCUGAAGAUCCACGUGUAGAGCAUCAUUUAGAGUGGACAGGGAUGCCUUUGCUGGCAGGAGAGGAAGGAUAAUGUUGUGUGAAAUAUAACUUGAGUGUCUAAAACUUUGCAUUUCUCUUUGAUGCCCUUAAUCUCCAAGCUCUCCCAAGUCUGGAAAAAUGGGCUCAAGACCUUCAAGAGGUAAAUUUGGUCUGAUGCAAAUGACUUCUCUGGACCCACAAUGGUGUGACCAGCUAAGGAUAUGGUCCCCUUUCUCCAAAUUUGCCAAUCAGGCCAUUCCCCAGAGCACACAUACUUUGGUUAAGCAGCAUCUCUCACUUCUUUGCACUGACUUCGUUAUACUAUUGCACCAUCAGACUUUGCUGCUUCCACAAACCCAGUGCAGGAUGGUGAACAGCAGCUUUGACAUCAGUCUACUCUCACAAGUCCUAUUUAAGGGAGAAGGAAGGUCCCUGUCAGCCUGAGCUGGACUGCAGUUGGGUUGCAUUACUAUUGUUUACAGUGUGUAUAUAAGUGUACAUUUUCUUUAGCAGACAUUGAAAUUUUUUAUGUAUAGAUGUUUAUUUUUCAUCCCCAGAUGUAUUUAUUAGCCGGAGUAUUUCUGUUUUGUGAUUCGAGUUCUGUCGGAUUGGUGUAAGCUCUAUGAAACAGAAUGCACAUAUUUUUGUUUGUUUGUACCAAAUACAUGCACAAACCUGUCUAAAA